Messenger RNA from Pochonia chlamydosporia 170, 345 nucleotides. RefSeq lists its product as hypothetical. NCBI's taxonomy places the organism in Eukaryota, Fungi, Ascomycota, Sordariomycetes, Hypocreales, Clavicipitaceae. The record is from RefSeq and is a predicted model, not a curated record. The coding region runs from base 1 to 345 and encodes 114 amino acids. The transcript has a single exon.
AUGGUCAUUGGCUUCAAUGGCACAAUGAUCGCAGAUCCCAGUUACAUUCGUGGCGCUGUAUCCACUAGCUCUGAUUGCAGUGAGCGGAAAAACCAUUCAGUUCGGCACAUUAGCCGUAUUCCGAGGUGCCAAUCCGAAGGGUUAGGCCGUUCUCGACAUCACAUAAGAGGCCUAAUCAUCGGCAGUUCACCUAUGAGUUGCCGUGCGGGCGGGGUCAGAUUGCUCAGAUCACGGAUACUCUACGUUUGCCUCGCACAAGCUACGCAAUGGAACCAAGAUAUCGGCCCUUACUUCCGGGAAAGCCCCCUGGCGGGCCAGUCGAAGGAUCAUCUAUUGAGGAAAUAG